Molecule: messenger RNA, 1830 nt
Organism: Bipolaris sorokiniana ND90Pr
Lineage: Eukaryota; Fungi; Ascomycota; Dothideomycetes; Pleosporales; Pleosporaceae
Exons: 1
Coding region: 100-1500 (466 amino acids)
Molecular function (GO): protein binding
Source: RefSeq, a predicted model, not a curated record
GAGCUGUUUCUUUAUUAUCUUUUCUUUUGAACCUUAGGGUGGUGAUUAAGUUCGUUGGCGCACUCUAGCAGCCAAGAGAGUGCGACUGCAGAUCACAGGAUGGCAACCGAACUGGCGGCAAACCCCGGCUUUGGCGCUCUUCCUAAUGAGCUCGUGAUGAGCAUCAUUGAUUGCAUGCCAAUCGAAAACCCCAAAGACAUUCUCAAUCUCAGCCUGACCAGCCGGCGCAUGUACCUGCUGUCGCUCGACCACCUGUACAGUCAUGUCUUGGUAUCCUGCCCCUGGCCACUCACACGAACCCUUCUUCAUGACCCGAAGCUCGCGGCUCGUGUCCAGCAAGUAACAUGGAAUCUAAGUACCGGAAAAGACAAUAGCACUGAAAAUCGAAAAAUGCUUUCAAGGCUGAUGAGAUCGUUCGAGCCAGUUGGGGUACAACCGUCAAUAGAUCACGAGCGAUUAACUGCAACAUGGCGCGACCACGAGUUCAUGGCCUUCUUCAUAACGGUUACACCGGCUAUCGAAACGCUUACUAUCAAAGAAACAUAUGGAUGGAGAGACAAUAUCUACUGGUUCGGUAAGCCUGUAUCCGAAGCAGGAACGCUCCAGAAUCUGAGAAACGUUCACAUACACGGCCCGCUUUGUCUUGAGCAAAUCGCACACUUAUUCCGUGUUCCUUCGCUGCGCAACGUGACUAUUGUCGAUAUCGUUCAACUAGAGCGCCAAACCCACGACUACGUUGAGUGGAACGAUGAAAUACCGCUUUACACUGUACUCGAAAGGGGUGUUUCGGGCGUUGAAAACAUUGUCCUCAAGCGUGCUUGCGUGGAGACCAAAACACUAGCUCAUUUCACCGAGGCAUGCAGACAACUCAAGAGUUUUGCCUACGAACACGAUAUCCACAACAAUCUGCGGAGCCGGCGCUCGCCAAAUCUCAUAUCAAAGUUCGAGAGCCUUACCUCUGUGCUGACACACAACCGUGCAUCGCUUGAGCGGCUAUCUGUCCGCGGCGAUCAUCACAUGCUCUACCAGAAGCACAUGCUGCAGUUAGCAAGAUUGGCUUCCAGAAUGUCAAACUUACGCUCCUUGGAUAUGGGCUUGAUAGCGCACGACGAUGAUCCAGACCAAUGCACGCCCGAGUUCGUUGCUGAAUUGGUACGAUAUCUCCCGCCCACGCUCGAGGAGCUGACGUUCGAAAUCGACUGGCAGGAGCACUGGGGCUCAAAGGGAUGGGAGGGCCCGACGGAGAUACUACGCCAUCUCGCUGAUAUUGCACCUGCGACACUACCUCUGCUCAAGAGAGUGGCGGUUGUCGAUUGGCCACCCAAACUGGGGCAUUUCCCUCCAGACUUUGCCAUGCUAUAUCAAUGCUUUGCUGAGCAUAAUAUACACUUUGCCUCGAUUCCUGUCACGAUUGACGCACCGGAUCCGAUACGUAUAUCAGACUGUGUCGAGCCUGGGUGGAUUUUUGUAGAGGUUGCUGAUGUCGAAUGGCAUUACUAGAGAUUGAGAUAACUCUUAUCUUUCAUUUGCGAGCGUACAGCUUAUGGCAUAAGACUGGUAAGGACGAAAUUCCCUUCCCUCUCUUGUUGGUCCUUCAUAUUCUAGAAGUGCUUCUUCUUCUUGUCACCAAGGACAUCGAGUUAUUCGCCAUGCGUUUUUAUUCAAAAUAGUCUUGUUACGUCGGAAAUGCAUUUCGAGGAGCGAAUAGGUAGUGUUGAUUGCAGCUUUAGCUAUAUAUUAUGUUCAGUCCUAGUAGUAUUCAGUGUGAGAGUGAAUGCGAUUGAAUACACUAGACGUGAAUCAGAUAUGAAAUAUCCAAACAAUAGUUCG